Colletotrichum siamense is the source of this 285-nucleotide messenger RNA. RefSeq lists its product as uncharacterized. Lineage: Eukaryota; Fungi; Ascomycota; Sordariomycetes; Glomerellales; Glomerellaceae. The transcript is spliced from 2 exons. The coding region runs from base 1 to 285 and encodes 94 amino acids. The record is from RefSeq and is a predicted model, not a curated record.
AUGCCAGAAGGGGGCACGGGGCUGAUGCCCGGCGCCGUGCGCGUCCUUCGGGCCCAGAUGGGUGCGCAGGGCUUCGACUUCGACGCCGAGGGCCAUUCGUCCAGCGCGACGGGGGACGCCAUCUAUAAGUCGGAAAUACACCAGCUGGGAUCAGGCAUGUCGACGGCGAUGACGCUGCGGAGCCAGCGGGUUCUGGACUUUUAUAGCAGCCAUGGCCCGGGGCCGUACGGUCUGGCCUUCUUCUCUAGGCCUCAUGAGGAUAAUCAGGCUCCUGGCGCAGCAUAG